GAAAAAUUAGAACGAUUUUAAACACAUUCUUUUUAUUUUUGGUAAAUGAUCGUAAGGCGUAGGCGCUCCGGGAAAGCGUGAUAUUUUAUCCAGAAUAAAGAUUCCAGCCUUUCGGGUCCUGUCCUACCUAUCAAUAUGAUGUGUGGAUUUACAAGUAACCCAUCUCCGAAAAAGCUCUUGUCAAAAUCAAGUGCAACCAAUGUUCACUUAGAAAUCAGUCCAGUCAAACCUGACCGUCCAUGCAAAGGCUAUGAAAAUGUGCUAGGCUCCUGCACAACAGUUGCAAAGUGUGCAGACCUUACAGAUGAUCUGCCUGUACACAACAAAGAGAAUCUUUUACAUGGAUUCAAUGAUUUAGAAAGACACCAUGAUGAAGAAAAUAGUUCAUUGCAAGAUAGUGGUUAUUCAUCAAUACUGCAAAAUGACUCUCCAUGUCAAGAUGAAACAGACAGUAAUGUGUCAGAUAUUCAAGUACGUGACACGCCAAAGAAUCUCAUGCAGUACCAAAAACCCUUUCAUACUUUAUCUACAAGAUGUUUGCCGAUCCUUCGUUUUGAAGCAGCCAUGUGUUCUACGCUGAAGAAAAUGAGAAAAACAAGUAAAAAAAUUGACUGGAACGCGGUUGAUGAUGUCGUUUGUGGUGGAAACUAUGGUCUUGAGCAUCUGAUUGGCAAAAGUAUGGGAUUGGAAAGAGUAGAUAUCCUUGCAGAACUUUUCCAUCGAGACUUCAAGCAUUUGCUGACUAAAAUUUUAAGGCACCUUAAUGCAAUGGAUUUAAUAAAUGUCAUCGGUGUGAGCACAACAUGGAGAAAAAUACUACAAAAAGACAACUGGGCCUACAAUACUUACAAAUUAGGAUGCAAGGAACUUUGUGAAAAGCGAGCCAAAGUAUCCACCCACACUGCAACCCGUGAUGAGUCUCUCUGCCGUGUGCCUUUAGCAUCUGUUCAAAAAGUAGCAGCGUCCUCUCUCUGCACAUCAAAAAAGCAGAAUAAAAAUGGAGGCCUGUCUAAUAACAGACAUGCAGAAUUUAUUGAGGUUGCUCAGACUUUAAAGAAUGACCAAAGCCUUAAAGCUUGUGUGGACUGUGGCUCCCCAGCUAAAUAUGACUCCUACCUUCAUCGUGCCAUCUGCACACGAGAGAGCUGUAAAUUGGACUUUUGCACACUGUGCUCUUGUAAAUAUCACUCUUCAAAAAGCUGCCUGAUAAGUAAGCCGAGGAGCUAUAGAAUUCCUAUAGAGCCAUUGCCCGGAAGCAAAAAAAGCAAACAGAAUUUACGGAGGUUGUAGUUUAGUAAAAAUGAAUUUAAAUCACAUUAUGGGUAUAGUCAUAAAGUGUCAAAAUACACAUUUUAAAAUAUAUACAUACAUGUAUGUAUGUGCUCCGUUAUCUACGUUUUAGUAUUUUAAUGGAGCAAUAGUUAGAUUCAUUUAUUUUGCUUACUCUUAAUGUUAAGAUAGAAGUCUUAUUGGUGAAUUUAAAAAUCAAUUUGCAUCUUAGGUACAAUCUUUUUAUAUUUCUAAGCUUUUAUAUAUACAUAUUGUUAUCUCUUAUAAGGGAUCACCCAUAGGAAUUGCUUUUCUCAUUGGGGAAAAAUGUAUUUUUUAAUAUAUUUGCCUUUUUGGGCAACGUUUUGUAAAUAUGUAUUAUGUGAGUCUGUUUCUUUUAUAUGUUCUCUAUGGUUAUCUCUGUUUGUGUGCAGUAUAUUUUGCGCUGCUAAAUAAAUUAUUGCAAUUC
Xenopus laevis (African clawed frog) is the source of this 1738-nucleotide messenger RNA. It is a transcript of the gene fbxo5.L, whose product is annotated as F-box protein 5 L homeolog. Gene Ontology annotation, cellular component: nucleus; centrosome; cytoplasm. The record is from RefSeq and is marked provisional. Gene Ontology annotation, biological process: negative regulation of cell cycle process; negative regulation of meiotic nuclear division; protein ubiquitination. Lineage: Eukaryota; Metazoa; Chordata; Amphibia; Anura; Pipidae.